Molecule: messenger RNA, 2838 nt
Organism: Hibiscus syriacus
Lineage: Eukaryota; Viridiplantae; Streptophyta; Magnoliopsida; Malvales; Malvaceae
Product: squamosa promoter-binding-like protein 7
Exons: 10
Coding region: 77-2485 (802 amino acids)
Cellular component (GO): nucleus
Molecular function (GO): DNA binding
Source: RefSeq, a predicted model, not a curated record
CGUCCCAUUUUACCGUCAACUAACCCAACAACCAAAAUCACCAAAUCGUGUGGAAUUUGGGGUUGUAUUUUUUAUUAUGGAACAAGAUCCCUCUCCUGCAACUCUAACAUCGCGUGCCCAUAAUUCAUCUGAGGAUCGUGAUAUGGAUUUUCCGGUGACCGGAGCUGAUCCGACUUCCUCCAUUUGGGACUGGGGCGAUCUUCUGGAAUUAACCACUAACGAUUGCUUUCCCAUUUCGUUUGACUAUUACAGUUUAUCUCCUCCUCCUUUAGAACCUCCAGCUGCGAAACCGAAUACAGUUCCGGCUGCCGAUCGUGUGAGGAAGCGGGACCCGAGGAUGACUUGUUCCAAUUUUAUAGCUGGUCAAGUCCCGUGCGCCUUCCUCGAGUUCGACGCCCAGCUCGAGAAGCUGGAAGAGGAAGAGACGGGGGCACCGGGAAAGAAGAGGGCCCGAACUGGUCGAUCCGGGUCGGUCACGUACCGGUGCCAAGUUCCGGGUUGCGAAGUGGAUAUUAGCGAGCUUAAGGGUUAUCAUAGGAGGCAUAGAAUUUGUCUACGAUGCGCCAAUUCCAGCACCGUUUUGAUCGAUGGAGAAACCAAGAGAUAUUGUCAACAGUGUGGCAAGUUCCACCUGCUCUCCGAUUUUGAUGAAGGUAAGAGGAGUUGUAGAAGGAAACUAGAGCGUCACAACAUUAGACGGAGAAGGAAGCCUGCUGGUUCUAUGACUGCAGUCAAUAAAGAAUCUCGGGAUGCUGUACAAAGUGAUGGCAUUGCUUGUGAUGAUGAGGCCGGAAAAGAUGGUUCAAACUUGAGUUGCCAGAUCAUCGAAGAAGAACCAGCCUUUGAGUCUGAAGAUGGGCUUGUUUCUGCUCAUUGCUCAGCUCCUGCUUUGGAGAAUAUUCACAAUGAUAGUGUAGUAACUCUUAUCGACAAUGAAACAGAUGGAGGGAAAGAUGAUUUCAAGUUUUCAAAUUCUGUUUCUUACUCUGACAGUAAGACUGCAUACUCAUCCAUGUGCCCUACAGGCAGGAUCUCAUUCAAGCUUUAUGAUUGGAAUCCGGCAGAAUUCCCGCGAAGACUUCGGCACCAAAUUUUUGAAUGGUUGGCUAACAUGCCUGUUAAGUUGGAAGCCUACAUCCGUCCUGGUUGCAUUAUCUUGACUGUGUUUAUUUCGAUGCCAAAGAAUAUGUGGAUGAAGUUAUCUGAAAAUCCAAUGACCUAUUUGCACGACUUUGUCUUUAGACCUGGAAGGAUGCUAUUUGGGAGAGGCUUCAUGACUAUUUAUCUUAAUAACAUGAUUCUCCGUACUAGGAAAGAUGGAACUUCAAUGGUGAAAAUUGAUGCAGAGUUGCAGGCCCCAAGACUUCACUAUGUUCAUCUUUCAUAUUUUGAGGCUGGCAAGACGAUGGAGUUUGUUGCUUGUGGAAGUAAUUUGCUGCAUCCCAAAUUUCAGUUUUUAGUAUCUUUUGCUGGAAGGUAUCUGCCGAAUGAUUAUCAUGUUGUAUCCUCACAUGUUCAUAGUAAAGAGGGUUCUCCUAGUUGUGAUCAUCAAUUAUACAAAAUAUAUGUCCCUCAAACUGAACCAAAUCUCUAUGGUCCUGCAUUCAUUGAGGUUGAGAAUCAGUAUGGAUUGUCCAAUUUCAUUCCCAUCCUAAUUGGAGACAAAGAAGUCUGUCCCGAGAUGAAGUCAAUACAGCAGAGGUUUGACGCAUCUGCAUCUCGACAGGGUUCAAAAUUUUCUGCCACUGGGUCAUUUUUUGAGUCAUGUGAAGCAUCAACUUUAAGACAAAGAGCUUAUUCCGAACUUGUCUUAGAUAUAGCAUGGUUAUUGAGGGAGCCUAAAUUGGGAAUUUUUCAAGAAACUAAGGCCUCUUCCCAGAUUCAAAGAUUCAAUCGGUUAUUGAGUUUUCUCAUACAAAACAAAUCUACAGUCAUAUUGAAGAAGAUAUUACAAAAUCUGAAGAUUGUGGUGGGGAAGAUGGGAUUUAACGGAGCUAAUGAUUCUGAUAUAAUGUUAUUACAGAAAUAUAUGGAUAAUGCUAGAGAUAUCCUUAGGGACGACGAACUUCAGAAAGGUGAAAUUCCCGAGUGUCGUUCAGAGUACAUUGAGCGAGAAAGAAAUCAACUUUCUCAAAGCAGCUUUGAGAAUGAUGAGCCAUCCGUAGUUUCAAAUUUUUCUCAGGUUUUGGAUGAAAACACUGAUGGUAAAUUACAAACAAUUAUGGCACCAACUACCUCUGGUAGAAGCGAAGAAACUGUUCCACUUUUAAACAAAGAAACUAUCAUGAAUCUGAACCCCAACAAGGAUUGCAGGACAAAAUCGUGUAGUUUUGCUACCACGAGAUUGAGUUCCCGUCCGGCCUUAUUAGUAAUUGCAACGGCGGUUAUUUGCUUAGCCAUGUGUGCAGUCGUUCUCCACCUGAAAAGAGUAGGUGAGUUUGCAGUAACUCUACGCAGGUGUUUGUUCGACAGACGAAACAAUUAGCACACAUGACCAGAUAAGGUAUGUGCUUCAACACAAUAUAAAUAUAUGUAAAUAUAUGUAAAUAUAUGUAUGCUAGUGUUUGAGAAAUCAUUCAGUCCGAAUGCUUCAUGAUGUUGUUGAGCUUCACCCAGUUUUGAGUUGGUUUUCUUGAUGUAUUUGACAUUGGUUUUCCUGAACCCAAGUGGGAAACCUAGAACUUGUAGAAGAAGUAUGAAUGGUACGACUUUUCAUUUUACUGUUGUAUUUGACACUGCAUAUUUAGACAUGGCUUGGGAGUACGGUGCUCCAUGUCCGACUGACAUAAUUGGCAAUGUGAAGGUUGCUGAAUCAUGUAAGACUGGGGGACCUUUUUC